Messenger RNA from Zeugodacus cucurbitae (melon fly), 12436 nucleotides. It is a transcript of the gene wb, whose product is annotated as laminin subunit alpha-1. The transcript is spliced from 20 exons. Gene Ontology annotation, cellular component: basement membrane. Gene Ontology annotation, biological process: axon guidance. The record is from RefSeq and is a predicted model, not a curated record. Bases 406 to 10905 code for a protein of 3499 amino acids. NCBI's taxonomy places the organism in Eukaryota, Metazoa, Arthropoda, Insecta, Diptera, Tephritidae.
CGCAUCAGUUCUUCGUGGUGACUCAAAGCGAGUGGUUGGGAAAACGGAAAACAAACGAGUAAAAGUGCACGCGCGUUUUAAUUGAAGAAUUGUUUUUUAUGUUUUUGUCUUUUGCCAUAUGGAAAUGGCAGUGAGAAAACAAAAUUGAUAAUAAGAAAGUGCAGAAAUUAUGCAAAGAAAAAAUAUAUAAAAAAUAUUAAAAGUGCGUAGGAUUGCCAAAUCGAACAAAAAACGUAAAAAAUAUUUUAAAAGUGCAAAGAAAAAUUAUUAAAAAAAAAUAUUAUAAAAAAGUGCAGUGCAAAAUAGUGAGUUAAAGGUGUUGAAGUACGACGCAAAAUGCAAUGCAACUAGUAAAGUUCCAACGAAAUACGACCCCAACGAGAAUAAAAGAAGAGUGAAUUGAAAAUGUCGUCUAUAACAACAACAAAUCCACCGCGCACAAAAUUGAAUCUCCCAGCGAAUAAAAACACCUCACACCGAACAAAAAAGAAAGCAACGCGUUGGUCGCUCUUGCUAUCCUGUCUCAUACUCCUCGGCGUAUCCUUCAGCUGUCACAUCACCAGCACACAUGCUGCCAGCACAGCAACAACACAUAAACAAUUCGCGCAUCAGCAACUACACAGUCUCUCACCCGCGCAGCUGCUGCGGGAGUACGCGGAGACGCCGCUGGCGUUGAAUACAAGUCGUGCGGCAUACGAUGAGUCCAGCGUGGAAGCGUUGAUCGCACGCAGUCAUGUUGCGGCGAAGAAGUUGCAACGCCAACAGCAUGAGCAGACGCAGCAACAACAACGCCAGCAACAUCGCGCACAAAAGCGCAAAAAGCAACACAAACAACGGCAACAACGACAGGAAGAGUUGCAGCCACACAAAUCACACAAGCAUGAAAAAUCGCGUAAACAACGCGAACAGCAACAACAACAGCCAUUGCAAACACAUCAGGCAACACAUCGUAAAACCAAAAGUGGUCUGCCCAUCGAGAGCAACAUAAAUAGUAAUGAAUUUGUUGCGGACAAUAUCGCGCUGGCAGAUGCCGCAACAAAUACGGUUGCGGCAACCAAAGCAGCAACAGCGGCAUUCGCUGCCAGCACAAACAAACGUGCCACAACAACGCAACAGCAACAGCAGCAGCAGGCGAAGAAGAAAAAUGGCCGUAACGGUGCGUCCAACGGUGUUGGUGGUGGCGGCGGUCGUAAUGGUCAUGGCAUCAGAGACGUCGGACGUCAGAAAUUGCACAGAAACGUAUUGCGCAUGCUCAACAGUCAAUCGGAACAGCCAGCCGAUGGCGGUCUCUAUCCGCCACUCUUCAAUGUUGCACCACGCGCCCACAUCACCGUCAAUGCCACCUGUGGACAAAGUGGGCGCGAAGAAUAUUGCAAAUUAGUCGAUGCGUAUCCGCACAAAAAAUGGGCCACACAAUGUGGCAUUUGCAAUGUGCAAUCGUCCGAUGUGGCCAAACAACGACCGAUCGAGGCUGUCAUCUCCAAUGCGAAUUUCGACGAACGUUGGUGGCAAUCGCCGACGCUGCAAUAUGGCAGGCACUUUGAAUACGUCACGAUAACAUUGGAUUUGCGGCAGAUAUAUCAAGUGUUCUUUGUCAUGCUUAAGUCGGCAAACUCGCCUAGACCCGCUUCAUGGGUGCUUGAGAAAUCGUUGGAUGGUUUCACUUACGAACCCUGGCAGUAUUUCGGACUAAGUGAAGCGGAUUGUCAGCGUCGCUAUGGCUUGGCCGGCCAAAAUGGCAAAUAUGUUUUCGAAAAUGACACCGAAGUCAUAUGCACGACGCAAUUCUCAAAAGCGCUACCACUUGAGAACGGCGAAUUACACGUUUCGCUGCUGAAAAAUCGCCCCGGUGCUAUGGAACAAAGCGAUGAGCUAAUGAAUUUCAUAACGGCGCGUUACAUACGCAUACGCUUGCAGGGCAUGCACACAACAGCGAAUUUGGAUAACAGCGUCGACUGGCUACUGGAUGCGCAAUCGCUGGAGAAGCGCUCUUUCUACUCACUUAAACAGAUACGCGUAAGUGCGCGUCUCGAUUGCCAUGGUCAUGCCGAUAAGACUGUGGAGUUGGCAGAGAAGCGCGCCGAUGAGUUGGAGUACGCUCAACUCGCAUCCACGCUGCAAUGUGUCUGUCAGCAUAAUACCUGCGGCGCCGAUUGUGGCGAAUGCUGUGCGCUCUAUCAGGACAAGCCAUUUCGCAACGGCACCGCGCGUGAGGCUAACGAAUGCGCGCUGUGUCAGUGUAACGGGCAUGCGGCGACUUGUAGCUAUGAUGCAUUUCUGGAACGCGGCAUCUGUCAGCAGUGUCAGAACAACACCGCCGGCAAUGAGUGUGAGUUUUGUGUGAGCGGUCACUAUCGUGCAGCAAAUGAAACGCUCUCGACACCCUGCCAGCGCUGCGAAUGCGUUGGACGCGGUGCAACUGGCACCUGUGAUCCCGUGAGCGGUCAAUGCCACUGCCGUGAGGGCUUUCAGGGUGUGCGUUGCGACGAAUGCGCCAGCGGUUACUAUGGCGACGAGUGUCGGCGUUGUGAGUGUGAUGUGCGCGGCACAAUACCGGACACGGAAUGCGCGGGUGUGUGUAAAUGUAAGGCGCAUGUGACGGGAGAUAGCUGUAGUGAAUGUUUACCGGGUUAUUAUGCUCUUAGCGCCGAGCACCCAGAUGGCUGUGCGCCCUGCUGGUGCUCCGGUGUGGGCUUGUCGUGCAGUAGCGCGGUGCUGCAGACGCUCGCCUUCGAGACACUGAACGAUUGGAAGGUAACGGACAUGACGCGCUCGCAAAUGGUCGCAGCCACUGUGGAUGCCAGCACGAAUUAUCUAGUUUACGGCAUGUUUGAUCUGAAUGAUGUGGAAGCUAUUUACUGGCAGGCGCCACAAGGUUAUCUCGGUAAUCGACUCACCAGUUAUGGCGCGCGUCUCACCAUACAAGUUAACUGGGUCACCAUACGCGGUGAUACUUCUGGCAAACCUACCGCUGGACCCGAUGUAAUACUUUUCGGGCGCAACGGCUUGAAAAUCGCCUACGGUGACACAACAUAUACACGCGGUUCAGCGGCCACCAUUAACAUAACGCUCGAUGAGUCGGGUUGGUAUCAUGUACCGCCAGCUGUGCGUGAUAUCAAAACGCGCCUGCGACGCACUGAAUACCACGGUUCGGCGGUGACGCAUGCACAAAUGCUCUCGGUUUUAUCUGCGUUGGAUGCUUUAUUGGUGCGCGGCACAUUUCACACCGAUCAGGUGGAGACUUAUUUAGAGCGCGUCAUUAUAUAUUCGGGCGGUACAGAGUUGGGCGCCGCGAAAGCGAGUACGCGCGUUGAGCAAUGCGUUUGCCCUACCGGCUACACUGGACUCUCCUGUGAGAGCUGUGAUUUUGGUUUUAUACGCAUCUGGGAGAACGCGACCGAUCAUCAACUGGUAGCCAAGUGCAUACCUUGUCCUUGCAAUGGCCAUUCGAACUCAUGCGACUUGCAGGGCGGCGGCUGUGGUAACUGCAUGCACAACACUUAUGGCGAGCGUUGUGAGCGUUGUAAGGUGGGCUACUAUGGCAAUCCGCUGCAAGGCACCGAACACGACUGCAAGCGUUGCGCGUGCCCUCUACUGGUAGAUAGCAACAACUUUUCGCCCAGUUGUCAGUUGAAGACAUACAGCAUCAUGGAUCUGAACCCCGUAUACGGUGUGGUGGAGAAUUCCGAAUACAUUUGCACACAGUGUCCGCCGGGAUACACUGGUGACCACUGUGAGAUGUGCGACGACGGUUACUACGGCAAUCCAACGGAGAUGGGCUCACAGUGCCGGCCAUGCGAUUGCGAUGGUGGACCAUGUGACGUCUUCACGGGACAGUGUAUCAUAUGCGACGGCAACACCGAGGGCUGGCGUUGUGAACGCUGUAAGCUCGGCUACUGGGGUGAUCCCUCUGCGGGCUGUGUGCCCUGUGACUGCUAUGCAGACGGUUCGGAUAGUGAUUAUUGUGACAGCACGAACGGUCAGUGUUUGUGCAAACCGCGUUUCGCCGGUCAAAAGUGUGACGAAUGUGACGCGGGUUUCGCGAAUGUCGAUUUGAAGUGUUUACCGUGUAACUGUAAUCCGUUCGGCGCGGAGGAUGUAGACUUCUGUGAACCUGAUAGUGGUCAGUGUCAGUGUAAACCCGGUGUAACGGGUCUGAAAUGUGACGAAUGCGCCGAGGGACAUUUUGGACUGAAGGAGGAAUCCGAUGGAUGUGAGGAGUGUCAGUGCAGCCCGAUCGGCGCCAUCGCCGCCUCAUGUGACAAGCGUACCGGUCAAUGUGCCUGUCUGGCCAACGUUACCGGCCGGCGCUGCGACAAAUGCAAAUCAGGUCAUUGGAACCUCACGCAAGGCGUCGGCUGUCAUGACUGUCGCUGCGAUCCGGCCGGUUCGCGCAGCCACGAAUGCAACCCGUGGACGGGCCAAUGUGAUUGUAAGAUCGGUGUAGGCGGUCAACAUUGCAACGAGUGUACGGACGGUUUUUACGGCUUCUCCACCGAUGGCUGUCAACGUUGUACGCAGUGUGCGGGCGAAGGACAAGUUUGUGAUCCGUUGAAUGGUCGUUGCAUCUGUCCGCCGAACAGUCGUGGGUUGGGUUGUGCGCAAUGUGUGGCCGGUACUUGGGGUUGGCAGCCGCGUCUCGGUUGUCGCAAUUGUGCCUGCGAUCGUAUCGGUUCGAUUGGGCAGCUGUGUGAGUCGCUGAACGGACAGUGCCAGUGUCGUGAGGGUUAUGCGGGCCGUCAGUGUGACACGUGUGCGAUUGGUUACUUCGGUUAUCCGGAGUGCAGACGUUGCAAUUGCAAUGUGGAUGGUUCGUUUGUGCAUGCAGAUGGCUCGAUCACUUGCGAUGCGAACGGCCAGUGUCCGUGUAAAGCGCUAGUUGUCGGUCUCAAGUGUGACACGUGCAUGAAGUCAACCUUUGGUCUGUCGGCGCUCAAUCCGGAAGGCUGUACGCGUUGCUUCUGCUUUGGUCGUUCGAGUGAGUGUGUGCAGAGCGAAUGGUCGUGGGGACAUAUACGCAUGGCAGAGGCACGCAAUCUGAGCGUGCAGUACAUACGUCCACAAUAUGUUACGAAUACCGAAUAUGAGUAUAUUGUUGUUGUGCAGAUGGCGGGCGCAAAGAGCUAUCGGGAAGAUGCCGAAAUACACCUGCUCAACGAUCUGAAUUUGAUACCGCGCUCCACGGGCAAUGUGUCAAUCGGUGCAUACACGAACUUCUUUCAUCCACUCUACUUCCAACUGCCACCACAAUUUUAUGGUGAUCGCACCAGCAGCUAUGGCGGUUACUUGUACUUUACGCUACUGAUCGAAGGCGCAAAUCGUCCACUGGAACGCAAUGUGCUCUCACGUUUCCCCCUAGUGCAGAUACAUUCGCACAAGAAGUUGGUGCUCGACUAUUACGAAUACGAGAACUACGAGUACGCGCUCAAUGUGACCUACAAAGUGCCACUACACGAAUCCGAAUGGAAGUAUCAUCACAACAGUCAAACGGUGGAUCGUGCCACUUUGAUGGCAGCGCUGCAAAAUGUCAGGCAUAUCUUUGUGCGGGCCUCAGCCUUCGCGGACUUCACUGAAGUAGUACUCAGCAACGUUCAUAUGGACUCAGCCAUCUAUGUUUACGGUUCCACGAAUAUGAUAGCCAAAGGUGUGGAGCAUUGCAAGUGCCCGAAGCGCUAUGAUGGACUCUCGUGUCAAGAUCCCGGCAAAGGUUUUUAUCGUUAUCGCAAUGUCACCGAAAUUGAGACAGUCUUCAUAGAGGAUCUCGUCGGACGCGUUGUGCCCUGUCAUUGCAACGGACGUAGCAAUGAAUGUGAACGCGAGACCGGCGUUUGUUUGAAUUGUCGCGACAACACAGGCGGUAGCCACUGUGAACAAUGUGCUGAUGGCUAUUAUGGCGAUCCGAAUUCGCCAUAUGGCUGUCAGUCGUGUCCCUGCCCGGAGACUAGUCGUAACUUCGCCAAAGGCUGCAAUGUCUGGCAGGGUGAGGUUAGUUGCGUGUGUAAACCUGGCUACACCGGCAAGCUGUGUAAUCAAUGUCGUACUGGCUAUUUCGGCAAUCCACUGGCUUAUCCGAACAGCACCUGUCAGCCGUGCGACUGCAAUCUGGAUGGCUCUACAAGCGACGACUGUGACAGUCAAACUGGGCAGUGUCAAUGUCGGCCGGGUGUAACUGGUCUUAAGUGCGACAAAUGCAUUGCGGAACGCAACCAUCUGGAGGACCGCGGCUGUCGAAUUUGCGACAACUGCACGCUGCUGUUGCUGGACUACAUCGAGCUGAUCAGCAAUAAGUUGCGCCGCGGCCUGCACAAUAUGGAUUUGACGGGCAUACCGGCACCAUAUCUGAAAGUAGAGGACUACGAGGGCGACUACAAUACACUACAAAUUCACUACGAAGACUACACGAAUGCGCGCAAGUUGUUGGGCAGCUAUGAUGCCAACGAAUUGCUGAAGAUCGAUUCACAUGCCGAGAAUAAUAAAUUUCAGUCACGCAAAGCGCUGGCCAUAGCGAGCAAACGUAAAGAAGGAACCGGCCAGCUACGCAACGAUGUGACCACUCUAUACGUGGAUAUAGGCGCACUCCGUUCCGAUAUCUUGGAAUAUAUUUUCACGCUUAACAAUUACGGCAAGAGUGAACAACAUAUGAGCCUACCGAUGGCUUUGGAUCAAGCUCGCUUCUAUUUGGACUCCAUACGACAGCACGAAGAAACGGUGAAGAAUAUACGAAACUCCACGCAAUGCGCUUGGCAUUUCUAUUACCACUUCGGCAACGCCUCGGAUGCGGCAUUCGAUCAGAAGGCGCGUGUCGAAAUGUUUUGGCGCGAUUUGAAUCAAAGCAAUUUCCGCAUAUCCGAUAUGCGUCUACACGCCGAUCGUACGGUGGAAAUGCAAAGUGAGAUCGAUGACACAUUGGAGCAUGUAGUGAAUUUGCGCAAUCAUGUUAUGGAAGAUUAUAAUAAAAUCAAUGAGUUGGGCACUGAUGUCACAGGUUAUCUGAACAAGAGCUUAAUACCACGCACAAAUCUGUUAAUCGAAGAGAAUUGGGUACAACAAGAACAACUGACAGGUGUGACCGAUUCGAUUGAUAGACUCUAUGAACAAUUGAAUAUUUCCAUGGAUGAUAGCGAGGGCAUACAGCGAGAGGUGCGCAAGCAUUGGCUGCCUAAAGCUCAAAAGCAUGCUGAUAGAUUGAUGGAGCGUUCAAAUGAGUACGCCAGGCAAUUUCAACCCACGAGAAAUGGUGCAAAAAUCGCGAUUUUGGCGAGUUCUGCGCAUAAGAAUAUUUCCGAUGCCAUUGACGCCGCGAGACGCGCCUCCAUUGAAGCCAAAGAACGUGUUUGGGAAGCGCAAAGUAGACUCUAUCCUGACGAUGAUAGCUCUGUGAUUGAACGCGCCGAGGUAUCCUUAAACAAAUCGAGAAAACUGCAGAAAGAAGCGCUAGCCGAGAUGGAACGCACAAAUGCGCUCAAGCAAAAGCUCAAAAUGAACGAAGACAAAGUGAACAGCAUCAAAGCCACGAUCUAUGAGGCAGGCACUCGCACCAACAAUGUCUCGGCGCAUUUACAUGCCGCAGCUAAUAAUUCAGCGCGUAGAUUGGCUUUAGAGAGUAUGGACAUCGCGAAGAAUAUUAGCGACGAAAUGCGUCACGAACUGCAGAAAGCCAGACGAAUGCACGAGGAAAUUCUAAAACUGCGUGAAAAGUUCGCAAUUUUAGAACCCGAUUGGGAAAUAAAGCUCGGUCGUGCGGAGGAGAAUAUAUCGCUCACAAAGACCAAUAUACGUUUGGCCAACAUUUCGUUGUCUUAUGUGGAAGAACAAGCACAGAAGGAAAAGGCGAAAUUCGAUGAAUGGAACAAUACAAUGUCGAGUCAGGUGCAGGAAUUGCGCGACAAAAUCGCCAAAGCGCGGCACGCAGCAGAAGGCAUUAAAAUCUCACUGGAGUCACUGAAUCCGAAAUGCUCACGCACAUAUCUACCCACCUUAUAUGGACUCUCCACUUCGAACACAAUUAAGAUUUCAUUUGCGUUGCCAAAUCGCAAUGGCAAUUCGCCGCUGUUGCACAUACAAGGCAGCGACGGACGUUACAUCGCACUCGAACUCUACAAGCGGCAUGUGCGUCUGAUUUGGAAUCUUGGCGGCACAACUACCAUCAUUACACAUCCGUUGGAAGUACAAACGCGUGAUCCCAAGUAUGACGAUGCCUGGUAUCACGUGGAGGCGAAUCGCACGCUGAACAUCGGCAGUCUGUUGGUAAGACGCAUGAAUAACUAUGGCGCACUGGUGCCCGGCCAAGCCGUGAGUGGUAAUACCGAUGCUGGAUACACGCGCUUCUUCCAAACGCCCACCGAACGUAUACAUCUCGGCGGUUAUCCGAGCGAUAUGUCACAGAAGGAAAUGCAACAAAGCGCUGGUCUCAAUGUGGUCGUGCACAAUGUAGAAGUGGAUAAUCGGCCUUUGGGCAUAUGGAACUUUAUCACUAGUGAGGGACGUUGUGGUGGCGCAAUUAUUGGCGCACAGGAAUCCACAUCCACCUCGAUAGCACGCCACUUCAAUGGGUUAGGUUAUGCAGAGGUGAAGAAGUCACGUUCGAGAUCGUAUCGUAUGAAUUUGUUCGCGCUACAAAUGACCUUCAAGACACUGGAUGAGAAUGCGCUACUCUUCCUGGCGGUUGAUGAUAAGAAUAACCGCUCCGUGUCGGUGACGCUCAGUCGUGGACGCAUUAUGUUCCGCAUUGAUUACGGCGAUGAGGCGAAAUUGGAAAUAAACACAACCAACAAAUACAACACGGGUAGAUGGGUUAAGAUUGAGGCGGCGCGUGAGUUCGUACCCAAGCGCGGUACUGAAAAUGGCAUCUUACGCGUGGACAAUGAACGCGCCAUCACUGGUUCGCCCACGGUGCCCAUUAAGAGUCACAUGUUGCCCGACUUGUCGAAGCCGGUAUACUAUUUGGGUGGUGUGCCGCCAGGCUUCAAAUCUGGAACAUCCAAGGCGCCUGGUGCGGACAAUCCCUUCUUGGGCUGUAUGAAGGACGUGCAAGUCAACAGAGAAACUUACGAUCCAUUGGAGAGCGCAACACACUUCGGCGUCGAGCCGUCUUGCAAAGAGAUUAUAACAAAAGCCGGCUUUACAGGCCAAGGUUACAUAGAGCUACCCUCUCAGUCACUACGCAAGCGCGCAAACACCGGUUUCGUCUUCCGCACCUUACAAUCCGAUUGUCUGCUACUACUCUCCGCCUAUCCACCCGAAGUUGCUGAAGACUACGAUGACAAAGAUAUCAAGGGCAACUAUUCGAUCAGCUUAAUCGAUGGUCAUCUGCAAGUGUGGAUAAACUCCGGACGCAGUCUAUUGAAAAUCAUAUCGAACAACACGCUUAACGAUGGCGAAUUCCAUGUGGUGAAUUUAAUUAAAACUGGUCGCAAAUUCGAACUGAUGGUCGAUGAUGAAUUGCAAGACACAAAGAGUUUAACCGGCGCACCCACACUUGUCAGCAUGCCACGUGACGCUGGCGGUCUAUAUAUAGGCGGUGCGCCACCUUAUGAGGAGUUCACACCGCUUGCGCCGACCUUUAUCAAAUUAGAGGGCGCCAUACGUGAUGUGGUCUUCAAUAAUCAUACGGUCAACUUGAAUCAGGCAAUAGCCUUCUCGAACGUGCAAAUCGGUCGCAAUGGACCAGCAAUGGGCACUGUGAAUGGACUGAUCGAUGUAUUGCUUAAGACUGAGCCGAUGAUUGGCAAGAGCUUUACCGCAUCGCCUGAAGGAUGUUUGAGGGUCGGCAGCUAUUCGUACGAGCCGAGCGCCUUCAAAUUCGGCGAUGUAACGCACAGUUACGCCCAACUUCAAGUGCCACAACGUAAUUUCUGGCAACGUAAUUUCCACAUCUCAUUCGGUUUUCGCUCCUUCUACCCCAACGGUUUAAUCUUCCUAGCGCCGGGCACCAAGGAGAAGCAUAAACACUAUGUUGCUCUGCUGCUCAAGAACGGUCAACUGCUGUUGAUUGUGCGCGGUCGUCGACGUGAAGAAUUGAAAUUAACAGCCAAAUUAGACGAUGGUGAAUGGCAUCACGUGACGAUAUUGUGUCAAGAACGCAAAGUAACCAUGUCGGUGGAGAUUGGACAAACCGAUCAGAAGACAUCGGCGCAAAUGAAGGUACCGAAAAAGAUUGCCGCCACAAAUGUGCUCUUUGUUGGCGGUUUGCCAGAGAAGGUGCCGAAGUUGCCAAGCGAGUUGUUGCAACGCGUCGAAUCCUUCAAAGGUUGCCUGCGACGCAUGAGCAUAAAUAAUAGCACACAAGAUCUCGCGCGUCCCGGUAAACAUCAGCAUGUCGGACAGUGUUUUCCGAAGGUGGAGAAGGGCGCAUACUUCCCUGGCGAUGCCUACGCGAUAUAUAAACGCAACUUCCAUGUUGGCAAAUACUUGGAGUUCGAGCUCGACUUUCGCACAUCGGAACUUUUCGGUAUACUGUUGAGCAUAUCUGAGCCCUCAGGUUUUCCAGCGCUCUCACUAGAACUCAACAAUGGCAAUAUCAUCUUCUCAACCGAUCUUGGCGAUGGCAUGCCCUUCCGCGUACAAUCGGAACUACCCAGCAAAUACGCGCUAUGCGACAAUAAAUGGCAUAACAUAUCGGCACUGUACGAUUACGAACACAUCACGUUACGCAUCGAUCAGAUGGCGACCACGAAAGCGAGAUCGACACUACAACGCAACAACAGUAAAGUACAAACGAAAUCCGCGCUCUACAUAGGUGGUCUACCAGAAAUCGCACCCAGCGGCACAGUGCUGGCGCGUGAGAACUUCAAGGGCUGCAUACGCAAUGUGUCCAUACGUCAGGAGCGACGCGACUGGAUCGACAUGGACGAGCUGCAUAAUGUUUUGCUGAGUGAAUGUCUGGUAACUGGCGUGGAUCACUGAUUGUGAUUGCGUGUGGACAUGUGUGAUUGCAACAUGUUUGUCCAGCAGUGAAAAUGUGAGUGUCCACAGUGUACUAUUUAGUAUGUAGAUAAAGUUUGAAUUAUGGAGCAACUAUAUUCGUUUAUGUUUAAGUAGAAAGUUGAAUUCUUUUGGUGGACCAGUAGCAUACUCAAAGAGUCUACUUUUGGUGUAAUUUUAUUAUUAUUGCACAUACUGCUGGGUGUCCGAGCUGCAAUGUAUCAUUGUGAUGACAGUUUAAAUUAAAAGAAUUAACAGUAAACAAAUGAAAUGCAAAGUUGCGCUAAAAUUUAGCAAUAAGAAAGGAAUUCAUAUAUGUCCCCUUCAGGGUUUUGCUCCAAAAAAUAAUUAUUUUUAAAUAUUUUCAAAAAAAUAUUUAUUUCCAUUAAAAAAUUUAUUUAUCAGGAAAAAAUAGAAAAAUUACAUAUAUUUUUAUCCAGAAAAACAUUUAAAUUUCUUAAAACACGUUUUUAUAAAAAAUUAAUUUUAAUUUAAAAAAAUAUUUUUAUUAAAAAUUUUAAUUUCUUUUAAAAAAAAAUUUCGACAAAACUCAUUUUCAUACCCACAAACAUGUUCUCCUAAAGUACAGUAGUAGAUCUUCUAAACAUACUUUGAUCCGCAUUCAAUUCAAAGUUUCUUAAGCUAAUUCUUAGUUUUCAAAACUUCAAAAAUCGCCAACGCAGCAAGGUAUACGACAUUCUUAUUAUCAACUACAUAUAUGUAUGUAUAUCCCGCUCUAAAUGAAUAAAAACUGUUUUGAGUUUAAACUUCCACCACUUUUGAGCAAACUUCGUGUACUUUUUAAGAGUCGAUAAAAAUACGAACGACACUGCCAUAACGCAUUUACGCUUACGAACACGCUAUAGGUAUUUGAAAAUUAUUGCAAAUGUGUAAUUAAAAAUAGCGAGCAAAAAAUUAUAAAUAAAUAUGCAAGUGCGUAUCACUUUAAGAGGAGUGUGAAAGCUUCCAGAUUAGAGCUUUUCAAGCUUUCAUACAAGUGAUAUGCAGCAUUAAAUACUUAUUUCAACGAUAACGACUUAUAUAUAUGUGACUAUAUAUGAAUUAUAUAUAAGUAUAUCGAAUUUAUUACAUACAAAUGCGCUUAAAUAUAUAUAGACAUGUAUGUAUGUAUAUAUAUAUGUAAAAGUAUGUAUAUAUAUAAGUGCCUAAAUAUUUUCAAUUUAAGAGCUACAAAAUAUAAUGAAUCUUAUAUUUUAAAUCAUUGCCAAUACUUAGAAUUUCCACUAAAACAAUCUACAUACUUGUAUUCUUGUAUUCAAUGCAUUAAAUUAAGAUAAUAUUAUUUAAAAUAUAUACAGCUGUAUGUGCUAUGUGCGUACGAACGAACCAGUGACUGCAUUUUAAGAAUACAACUAGUUAAGUCUAGCUUAAAAUUGUUAACUUUAGCUAUAAGCAUACUUUUAGGCUAAGAUGUAGUUUACGUAUAAUUUAUAUGUAAGUAUGUAAGUGAAAUGUAAAGUGAGCAUACAGAUUUAUAUGAAAAAAAUAAUUU